GCAGCUGUGUGCCACGCGCCCACCUUCUGUUCUUGACCGAGGAAACAACCCCUCAAGGCACUUCGCAUCAACUUCCUUCGCCAUCGAAAGCAAUGGCUUUCGCAAGUAUUGGCAAGGCCAAGCUGGUUUGCAUAAUCUUCCUUCUGUGCAGUGUAUUUCGCAUUGUUGAGCUGAUCGUCAUAAGUGCCUACCCUACUGAAGAAGAUAGAUACGGCCAACGGGUGGUGCUCCUGGUGUUUAUCUUUCUGAAGGCAUCGUUCGAGUCUGUCAACUGCUUUGCCGACAUCGGACUAUUCUUCAGUAUGAACAAUUUUCAGGAUUCUCAUGCGCCUCUGAGAGUGUUUAUUGUUUGGCAUUUGUUGUCGGCGAUCGGCGGCGUCCCUGUCAGCCUCUACAUAUUCUGGUACAGACACGGAGACACAUUCCAGCCGAAAGACCCAAGGACGACGAUUCCAGCGAUCACAACGCCGUCUACGUCUCCGCCUCCAGAAGAGAACACGUUCGACCUCACUUCGCUCGCUGAAUCGGGAGCUAAGCUGAUGAAUAAAGAGUACUUCAUAGGCAGCGCCGUCUCCACCCUGAUCGAACUCCUUAUAAAGUUAUUCAUGAUGUACCACUUCAUCACCUUCUACAACCUGCGAGUAGCGGAAAGAGCGAGGUUAAUAGCUAAAGCGGAAUCACAUAACUCCAAAGGGAAAUCAGCACAAGCACCACACCCCGAUAAGAAACCCUCCGGACUUCCACUGCAAGAAGCCGACCAUAAAGGUUCGGGACUACGACCACCUCCGCCGCCACCACCGCUGUCACCUUCGAAAGCUGAAGCCGCGAAGCCGAACCCGGCUGGCGCUCCUCCUAAAGGGUGACUGUGCGGAGCGAACAACGCCAUAGACUCUCUUCUUGUAUCCAUUCAUUUCAUUUAGAUAGAAAUGCUGACCGAGAAGGAAAUUAAACUAAAUUUCCCU
Molecule: messenger RNA, 962 nt
Organism: Ornithodoros turicata
Lineage: Eukaryota; Metazoa; Arthropoda; Arachnida; Ixodida; Argasidae
Exons: 10
Coding region: 93-863 (256 amino acids)
Source: RefSeq, a predicted model, not a curated record